Molecule: messenger RNA, 2122 nt
Organism: Anopheles coustani
Lineage: Eukaryota; Metazoa; Arthropoda; Insecta; Diptera; Culicidae
Product: E3 ubiquitin-protein ligase RFWD3
Exons: 2
Coding region: 71-2065 (664 amino acids)
Biological process (GO): protein ubiquitination; interstrand cross-link repair
Cellular component (GO): nucleus
Molecular function (GO): protein binding; ubiquitin protein ligase activity
Source: RefSeq, a predicted model, not a curated record
UUAAGUUACAUUUAUUUAAACUCGAUUGGAAAAAUGUCCUUUUAGCGUCUGAUUUGUGCUACGUUAUUCUAUGGAUUCAGUUGGAAAUGCCCAACCGGGAGAAGCCGGUAGCGAUGAGGUCAGCGACGACGCAACACAGCCGGUAGAUGAAAUACCACUGGCAUCAAACUCUGAACUGCCUCUCGUUGGAAUGGGCGCUCAUGCUACCAUUUCCGGCGACUUCUCCCAUCGAAACAUCGUUAUUGAUCUGGUCGAUCCUCAGCCAAACAUGGAAAUCGAGUUGGAUCAGCUCCAGGCGAGUGUGUUUCAACCCGUUAUAUUUGUUGACAACUAUGUGCCGGCAGAAGGAGCCCUGGACGGGUUAUCGAAUCCCGCGGGGGACGAAGAGGCAGCGGAGAUUGUUCCAGAUGUAGUAACAAUACCACCGACCGAGCAACCGACUAACAAUGAUGCCACAGAGCAACCGGUGGCGCACUCUACGAGAUCUUCAACGCGGUCCUCUACGGGAUCAACUCCGGACAGUACACCCAGAAGAAGGAAACGAAGACGAACAUUUACGCUGAAGGAAGUUGACUCUCCUAAACCUCCAAAGGUCGAUGACGACGACGACGACGAUGGCAUUAUUUGUUCAAUCUGCUUCAGCGAGUGGACAAUGACAGGCGAUCAUCGGGUGGUGGCACUCAAGUGUGGCCAUUUGUUUGGCAUGUCCUGUAUCAAGCGGUGGCUCCAAGACAACCCGGCGUCCGUUCGGAGCUGUGCUACAUGCAAGGCGAAGGCUAAACUUUCCGACAUACGCUUCAUAUAUGCCCGCGCGAUCAAAGCGAUCGAUAAUACGCGCGAAAUUGAAUUGACAAAAGAGUUGGAGGGCGAAAAGAAGAAAAGCAGUGAACUCCAGCUGAAGCUUUUUAUCACCCAGAAAGAGUUGGAGGAUUUGCGUAAAGAGGCCAAGCAAAUUAGAAGUAUGAUACAGAACAUGAGACAACCGUAUGUCGAGAGUCAGGAACUGUCUCGGCGGUACAGUUACCAUUUGACGCUAGAAAAAAACAUCCUAAUCAGCAACGAUCCGGGUUGCCGGGUUAUGGUGUACGCUUACCAGCACAAAAUGUUGCUGAUCUCACAAAAAUCUAACCUGAAUCUUUUCCCGGGAUAUGCCAUACGUUUGUUGCAGCUGCCCGAGUUGGCCGGUAUAUCGAUGAGCUCUGUGAUACACGUGUCAACCAAACAGGUACGCGACAUUGCCCUAGACGAAGUGAACAACGUGUUUGCAUGCGCCACGAUGGAGAAUAACGUAAAAGUGUUCUCGCUAGUAACCCGAGCGGUCACCUGUUCUAUCACGCUCGGCGCAGACUCUAUCAUCUGGUCGUGCGCGUUUGACCGUGGACGGCCCAACAUUCUGUACCUUGGCACGCAACGUGGCGAAGUGUUUAGGUACAGCAUUCAACAGCCAAACGAGCCAUUGGACAUGUAUGCAGUAGGCCAUGAGAUUGUGGAAUACACCGCCGUCAUCCAAAUCUGCCCGGUCGAGCCGACAGCGACCAUCCCAUUUGGAGGGUUUCUGGUGUGCAAACUUAAAUCCGCCUGGUUCUUCGAGUACACACAGGAGCAAGGGCAAGACAAUGUAACUGGUCAUCGACUCAACGUUUCGCCCGGUACGCUAUCUGCGAUGAGCUACAACCCCGAUAGUGGUCACGUGUUGAUAUCGGUACGCCCAACGCAAACUGAGCCUUCCACACACUUGCUGGCCGAACUCGUGAAAGAGGAUGGCUCAUUUUUGCUGCACAAACUCCACGCUUGGCAGGGAUCGCGGUUGCAAAAGACGAUCCAACGAUCCGCGCAGGUGUUCAUGAACAAGGCUGACACGCUGGUGCUUGCGUACCAGGAGGACAAUAAGGUGCUAACGUCGUGGUGCAGCAACAGCAAGAAUCCCGUGGGGCAACAUUUGCCAUUGGGCGAAACCGUGUACGAUAUAUGUUCGGCAAUAUCCACCACGGGGAGGAUGUACUUGGCGGCACUGAGCGAUAACCGUUGCCGUGUCUACUGUGUAAAUCAGAGCGUGUUAGAUUAGGAACUGCCAGAAUCAGGGAGACUUUUUUUAUAGAAUAAAACAUAAUAUUUCACACAA